AUGGACCCAACUGCCGCAGCGCGGAGAAGACGGCGCCGUCGGGUUGCUGAAGAGAAACGAAAACGAGCUGCUCGAGCAGAAAGAUCUCCUCUGAAAGAGAACUUGCAAAGCUUGCGUUCUCCGGCGAACGCACCAGAUGCCUCAUCAAGCCAUGCCAAAAACAGCCCUCGGAACAACAUCUUUGCUGACAGCCCCGAGCUGUUAUCACCAGAGUCUGCAUUAUCACAAGGCCUUGUCAAACAUGUCGUUGCUGAUAACUCGAGACGAGUUCAGUGGCCCAAUAUUCUUUCGCGGCUUCGCGAAGCGUUCUCCCUGGACUCGCAGGCAGCCCCUGAAGAACGCGACAUGGUCGCCAUGCAAGCACGGAUGAUAAAACCCAAAGCAUUGCACUCUUAUGAGUUGACAAGACUUCGUGCUGCAAUAGAUGCUUUUCCUCCACGCCCUGUCGCCGACUUCCUUCUUUCUGUAUUCACAAAGCACGCAACAGACAUGUUCUUCUACUUUGAUCAAGCUCAAGUUACGAAGGACAUUGAUGAAUUUUACACGAGCCCGACCUCUGGAUUAAGGUCUGAUCCAAGCUUUAUUGGCUUGGCAAUGGCUACAUUCGCUCUCGCUAGUCAGUGGACAACGCUAGAACGACUGGAAGGAUCCGAUAUUAUUCGCAAUCGGGAAAGCUCUGACCUUGGAAGAGUAUUUCAUUGCCAUGCCAAGACUCUCAUGCCUGACAUACUAGAUCGAUCUUGCUUGAGAUCUAUCCAAGCGCCGUUUGUGCUAGGUGUAUAUCUCAUGCCGGCAAACGCGAUUGGCUCAUCUUAUGUCUAUAUGGGCAUGGCUUUGCGUAAAGCGCUAACUUUUGAUCUCCAUCUGAACUUGGAGGAUCAGGGAAUAGAGGAGCGAGAAAAGGAGAUACGGAGGCGCCUUUGGUGGACAAUUUAUUCCCUCGAACGUUGUACUACAGUGAAGCUCAACAGGCCACGUUCUAUCAGUGCCGAGAUCAUUACAGCUCUACCUCCUUCUCCAUAUCCUUCUCUGGACCGCCUUCAAACUUAUGAUAAUAUUCACUUCCAAAUAGCCUACAGUCAAUUAAUCAAGAUACUUGAUCAAAUUGCCGACCUCGGAGAUGGUCAAAUGAGUGCAGAGCAGCUUUCGCGCUGUUGCAAGUGGGAGGCUGAUCUCAAAGAGUGGAAGAGGUCUUUGCCUCACAAUUUCAAGCUGGAUCGUAUCGAUCCGAAGGCUCCAAGCUACCGCACAGUCUUCCACCUCUACUUGAAUUAUUAUUAUUCAUGGAUUACUAUGGGCAAAGUUUCACUUGUGACCGUGGCGCGGUCCAGGAUUCGGCAGCAUCUCCACCCUGAGCGCCAAUCACCCCGAGUUUGUGACACCGUGAGAAGGCUUUCUGAUUCCUGCACAAAAGCUGCCAGGAAACUCUUGCAGCUAUUCGAAAGUCUGACGAACACGCAAAACAUCACGCGUUUUUCUUUCACCGACUUCCAGGGUUGCAGUAUCGCAACUAUAGUGACUUUAGUUACUGGCAUCUUAGAUCGGGAUUCAGGGUACGAAGCUCGAGUAGCGUUCGGUCUGGAUUGUUUAAGAAGAAUGGCCGCAGGAAAUAUGACAGCUCAAAUGGGUGUCAGGUUUGUCGAAGCUGUGCGCUCCAUCACGAACGAGGCCGCCGCGAAGCUUCAUUGCACUAGCUCCUGUAAGGAAGCGCAUGAGCGGAAUGUGGACUCUAACUCAACCGCUGCUUAUAACCAAUGGGCUGAGUGGCUCACUGUUCAAGAACAAGAGGAUACAGCCUGUCUCACUCUGGAUGAUCUAGGACAAUUACAGACAUGUUCGGUGUCUCAAUCCGGUACUAGUCCAUUGUCAUCAUGGCAAGUAAUCGAUGAUGGAAUGUUUCCGAGUGCAUCUUCAUUGCCACGGCAUCCUGCCAGAGUAUCGGGAAAUCAGCAAUGGCUAGAAGCUCCAGACCAGGAUCUAUUUUCAGGAAUUCAUGGUAAUGAGCAGACAUUAUUGAUGGGUCUCACUGGGUUGGAUGCUCUGGACUUCUCAGGACUGACAGACCAAUUGUAA
Molecule: messenger RNA, 2073 nt
Organism: Penicillium daleae
Lineage: Eukaryota; Fungi; Ascomycota; Eurotiomycetes; Eurotiales; Aspergillaceae
Product: fungal specific transcription factor domain-containing protein
Exons: 5
Coding region: 1-2073 (690 amino acids)
Biological process (GO): DNA-templated transcription
Molecular function (GO): zinc ion binding; DNA binding
Source: RefSeq, a predicted model, not a curated record